Rangifer tarandus platyrhynchus (Svalbard reindeer) is the source of this 351-nucleotide messenger RNA. The record is from the annotation of a GenBank genome assembly. Lineage: Eukaryota; Metazoa; Chordata; Mammalia; Artiodactyla; Cervidae.
AUGCAUCUCAAGAAAGAGCGACAUAACCUCCAUGAAGGCGGGCUCGUUCACAGCAUCUUUAUCGCCACACAAAAGGGCCGGCACACGCAGACGACGGCGGCGCGCAGCAACAGUGUUACCAACGGUGUAAACGAAGGCGGUGCCACUGCGCUGGCAGGGUGCGUUCAAUACUACAGCUAUACCCCCACGGCAUAUGUGUUAUCGUGCAGCCGACGUGAACCUCUAGACAUGCUAGUGUCGGGCAGUCAGACGCAUCCACGCCGCCUCGGUCGCUCCACAAACGAACGCAUAUACACGGGUGAGACGCCGUCCUGCAAACUCUGCGCACGAUGGCGUAAAUUGAGGCGGUAA